Harmonia axyridis is the source of this 2184-nucleotide messenger RNA. RefSeq names its product DCN1-like protein 5 (gene SCCRO4). The transcript has 6 exons. NCBI's taxonomy places the organism in Eukaryota, Metazoa, Arthropoda, Insecta, Coleoptera, Coccinellidae. Gene Ontology annotation, cellular component: ubiquitin ligase complex. Bases 248 to 970 code for a protein of 240 amino acids. Gene Ontology annotation, molecular function: ubiquitin-like protein binding; cullin family protein binding; ubiquitin conjugating enzyme binding. Gene Ontology annotation, biological process: protein neddylation; positive regulation of ubiquitin-protein transferase activity. The record is from RefSeq and is a predicted model, not a curated record.
AAUCAAUUUACAAAAUGACUGAUUUUCAAGGUUAAAAAUGCCCCAGCUGAUGCUGAUAUUGGAAAUUUAAUUAUAAUUUGUGAUAUAAAAAGUUUUAUACUGAAAUUAAAAAAAAUUCAGAGAUUUGCAACAAUCUACAGUGUAUUGAUGGUACCAGAUUCAUCAUAUAAUAUACCACAAUUUUAAUUGGUUAAAUCUAUACUCGGAGCACUUGCACUUCGGUUUUAACAGUAUUCAAAAAGUAAAAAUGCCUCGUGGUAAGCGUAGAGCAGUCCCAGAAAAUUCAAAUGAGGAGGAAAGGAGUAAUUCUAAGAGGAGAAAUACAGCUAAUACGCGACGAACAUCCAGAGUGGAAGAAACACCAAGGGAGAGUUUCAAUAGUAAAAAGUCAUUAGUAUGGUUUAGGGAAUAUACCACAGCAGAUGAGGCCAAUGUAAUUGGACCUGAUGGUAUAGAAAAAUUCUGUGAAGAUAUUGGUGUAGAACCAGAAAAUAUUUUGAUGUUAAUAAUUGCAUAUAAAAUGCAAGCUAGACGUAUGGGAUUUUUCACCAAAGAGGAAUGGCUGAAGGGAUUCAGUGACCUUCAUUGUGAUUCUGUACAGAAACUACAAUCCAAAUUCGAUUACUUGCGAUCAUUAUUGAACGAUCCCAACACAUUCAAAGCAAUCUACAGAUAUGCAUAUGAUUUUGCUAGAGAUAAGGACCAAAGAAGUAUGGACUUAGAAACAGCAAAAGCAAUGUUGCAAUUGUUAUUAGGUCGAACCUGGUCUUUGUAUGUUCAUUUUAGUCAGUUCCUUGAUCAGUCUAAGUACAAAGUAAUAAAUAAAGAUCAGUGGUGUAAUAUUCUUGAGUUUUCGAAAACCAUAUCCAUUGAUCUAUCAAAUUAUGAUGUGGAUGGAGCAUGGCCAGUUAUGUUGGAUGAAUUUGUGGAGUGGUUACGAGAAAAUAGAAUGAAGUCACCCAAAAGUUGAGGUUGAAUUUGAAUAAACAAAAACUAGUUUACAUCAUUAAAUUUGAAUCCACAUUUUGUGAGUCUUUCAAGUAACCAGUGAUUUUGGAUUUAAGCUAGGAGUACAGAAUCUUAUAUAGAAAACAUUCAAUUUCCUGAAAAUGUAUUUACGGAAUCGAAUGCUAUCCUUAUUUAUUAUUUGUUUUUUUUAUGGAUUUCUAUGACAAACCGUUUUGUGAUAUUUGGCCCUCUUAACAGAAACAUUCUUUAGAAAAAUAUAUCAUAUUUUCAAUAUAGCAACUUUAAACUGUUAACUUUUCAAAUUGUGCAUAUUCAUUUUUUCAUGCUUUUUGUUUUGAAUGUGGUAAUCUUUAACCAAAUGUUCACUUGAGUAGUGUAUAAACAAUUCUACAAGGGGAUAUGGAGGCGAUAAUAUAAAAAAAAAAUACUUAGGCGGAGUGAUUUAAGUUGGCACCCGAUUCAAAUUAAUCAUUAACAAAUUACACAAUUUUACAUCUACAUCAUUGUUCAAUACCUCCAUUUUUUUUCAGUUUUCAUUUGGUCAAUUAUAUUUAUUUUUUUUUUAACACAAAUUAAAGAUUUUGGAUUUUUCCUAAAAAGUAGAAAAUGUAAAAAAUAAUCAGCAUGAAAUUUCAGAUAUAUUCUCCUCUUGAAACUUUUCCUCUCCUCCUCAUUAAUGUCACGAUAGGAAUAGCAAAAUUUUCAAUUUGUUAAAAUAUGGGACCAUACAAGCUGUCUGUUAUGGUUUCAUUUACCGUUACAGUACAAGUUGUAAACCUUGAAAAUAAAAAUUAAUCCAACAUUAUGUAUUUGUAUUGAAAAGAUUUAUUCCACUCUUAUUAAGUAUUUCUGAAAUUACCUUCUUUUUAAAUUGAUAAUUUAUUGAGACUCCUUUUAAUGUUUGAACUAUUGUUUUCGUGCACCGUUGUCAUGUCUGAUACUAUCAGGAACUUGAAUGGCUUUGUUUUACAUUAAAACUGGAAAUAAUGUCUUUCAACAUUAUUUGUUUAUCAAAUUCAAGACAAUAUUAAGAUAUGUUUGUGUAACUGAACUAAAACUCGCAACAAGCUAUUGUUAAAAACCCUCAUUUGUCUUUUUCCAAUAGGAAUCACAAUAUCAAUAAUCCAAUGAAAUUUAAAUAUCGAUAUUUUGUACAGUUUUGUAUAUUCAUUUUACACUUAGAUUAAUACAAAAUAAGUUAUCUUAUUUACAAUA